CGACUGAUCGCCGCCAUGGAGAAGAUCGAUAAGUUUAACGAAGAAGAAGCAUCGUUUGGCUGGGACAUAACGCAAUAUCCACGUCGUAAACAGAUCGCUGAUCAACUGAAGCCCUUCAAACUACUCUUUGACGCAAUUUGUGACUUUUUGACCAAGCAGGAUAAGUGGUUAAACUCAAUGAUCGGUUCUUAUAAUCCGGAGGACAUCGAUAACGACGUAGGAUACGCGUUCAGAACGAUCUACAAGCUGGAGAGAAGUUUUCAAGAGCCAGCUUUGAGGCAGCUAGCAGCCAGCGUCCGGGAAAAAAUCGAGGACUUCAGGGAAUACAUGCCGAUCGUUUUUACGCUUGGUAAUCCAGGAUUAAAGGAUCGCCAUUGGGAGCAAAUUUCGGAGAUCAUAAACAUUCCGAUAAAAGUCGAUCCCGAUUUAACAUUGGCGAAGAUUCUGGACAUGAAUUUGGGCGUAUACGUCAGCCAGUUCGAGAGCAUCUCGGACAACGCGUCGAAGGAAGCAACCUUGGAAAGAGCCAUGGAUAAGAUGGAGAAGGAUUGGGCCGAUUUAUACUUUACGGUGAACCCUUUCAAGGAUACUGGUACCUACGUCAUCGCUGGUGUCGACGAUGUACAACUUCUUUUAGACGAUCACAUCAUUAGGACAGUUACUAUCAAGAAUUCGCCGAACAUAAAACCCUUCGAAGCAAGGAUACUGAGAUGGGAGUACAAACUUCAUUUGCUGCAAGAUAUUCUGGACCAAUGGCUACGCGUGCAGGCGAUCUGGAUGUACCUGGAGCCGAUCUUCACAUCGCCGGAUAUACAGCAACAGAUGCCAGAGGAAGGAAGAAAAUUUUCCGCGGUGGAUAAAACUUGGCGUGACAUUAUGAAGACCGUCCACGCGGAUCCUCGUGUUUUCGUGGUCGUCGAAAUCGAUAAAAUGUUGGAGCGGCUAAAGAAGAGCUACGGAUUACUAGAAGACAUUCAAAAGGGUCUGAAUGAUUACCUCGAAAGAAAACGACUCUUCUUCCCGAGAUUCUUUUUCCUGUCUAACGACGAGUUGCUGGAAAUUCUCUCUGAAACUAAGGAUCCGACUCGGGUUCAGCCACAUCUAAAGAAAUGUUUCGAGGGAAUACAUAGAUUACAUUUUAACGAGGACCUCGAGGUGGUCGCUAUGAUAUCGACAGAGGACGAAGAGGUUCGACUGAUAGAGACGAUAUCCACAGCUGCUGCCAGAGGACAAGUAGAGAAAUGGUUGGCCGAAUUGGAAACGGUUAUGCGAAAAAGUAUACGAAAUGAGGUGCUGCUAGCGAUCCAGGCGUAUCCUACUAAAUCGAGGAAGGUCUGGGUGUUGGAAUGGCCAGGGCAAACGAUUCUUUGCGUUGGUAAAACAUACUGGACUCUACGUAUAGAGGAAUCGAUGCCGUACGGUGUUCAAGGAAUAAAGAGAUACUUGGAUCAAUGUCAGGCAGAACUGAACGACAUUAUAUCGUUAAUCAGAGGCAAACUCUCGAAACAGAAUCGCAUCACUCUUGAAGCUUUAGUUACGCUGGAUGUGCAUGGGAAAGACGUGCUUGCGUCGCUUUACCAGGAGAAAGUGAUCAAGAAUACCGAUUUCAAAUGGUUGUGUCACUUGCGUUACUAUUGGCUGGAAGAAAACAUGUGGGCUUACAUGAUAAACUCACAGCAACGUUAUGGUUAUGAGUACCUUGGCAAUUCUUCAAGAUUAGUAAUCACUCCCUUAACGGAUAGAUGUUAUCGAACUCUAUUCGGCGCUUUGAGCCUUCAUCUAGGCGGUGCACCAGAGGGACCCGCCGGAACUGGUAAAACAGAGACAACGAAAGAUCUUGCUAAAGCAAUAGCAAAACAGUGCGUCGUCUUUAAUUGUUCCGAAGGCCUCGAUUACCUCGCAUUAGGAAAAUUCUUCAAGGGAUUAGCUUCUUGCGGCGCCUGGUCUUGUUUUGACGAAUUCAAUCGAAUCGAUCUCGAAGUGUUAUCAGUAGUAGCGCAACAAAUUUUAACGAUUCAACGAGCGAUAAACAGCGGCGCUGAGAAAAUCGUAUUCGAGGGCACAGAGAUCUUUCUAGAUCCAACAUGCGCCAUUUUUAUCACGAUGAAUCCGGGUUACGCGGGGAGAUCAGAGUUGCCGGACAAUCUAAAGGCAUUGUUCCGUCCCGUGGCCAUGAUGGUGCCGGAUUACGCGCUGAUCGCCGAGAACACGCUAUACUCCUAUGGCUUUUAUAACGGUAGACCUCUAGCUGUAAAAAUCGUCACAGCUUACAGACUUUGCUCCGAGCAGUUGAGCAGUCAGCAUCAUUACGAUUAUGGUAUGAGGGCAGUGAAAUCUGUCCUCGUUGCAGCUGGCAAUUUAAAGCUCAGGUAUCCUGACGAGUCUGAAGACAUCCUCAUGCUAAGAAGCAUAUUGGAUGUUAACCUGCCAAAAUUUUUGGUUCACGAUCUGCCUCUUUUCGAAGGCAUCGCUUCAGAUUUGUUUCCCGGAGUCGUUCUUCCACCGCCAGAUUAUACUCACCUAAACGCGUGUACGAUGGAUGCGUGUGCCGCUGCUAAUAUUCAGUGUACUGAUUUCUUUUUGGAGAAGAUACAGCAGAUCUAUGAGAUGAUGAUCGUCAGACACGGUUUCAUGAUCGUUGGUCUACCAUUUGGAGGGAAAACUUCGGCUUAUAGAAUAUUGGCCGAUUGUCUUGGUUUGUUAGAGGAACGGAAGCUGAUGGACGAACACCGGGUGGAGAUAACAGUUAUCAAUCCAAAGGCGAUCACCAUGGGUCAAUUAUACGGUCAGUUCGACCCGGCCUCGCACGAAUGGAGCGACGGCGUGCUCGCUGUCAGUUACAGAGCUUUCGCGACUUCCACCAACCUGAAUAGGAAAUGGUUAGUCUUCGAUGGGCCGGUCGACGCCCUGUGGAUCGAGAACAUGAAUACUGUCCUGGAUGACAAUAAAAAGCUCUGCCUGACCUCCGGGGAAAUUAUCCAGCUAGCGCCCACCACGAACUUAAUUUUCGAGCCUAUGGACUUGGAGGUCGCGUCACCUGCCACAGUGUCAAGAUGCGGUAUGAUUUACAUGGAACCAAUUAGUUUAGGUUGGAAACCAAUUUUGCUCUCGUGGUUGAACACUUUACCAUUGUCUUUCACGGAGCAUCUUAAAAACCAUUUGCACGAGAUGUACAUGAGGUUUUGUCCUCCGCUCUUGCAUCUGCUUCGUUGGGGAGUUAAGGAAUUAAUAACAAUGCAAGACGCUAAUAUGGUUAGGUCUGUGACAUACUUAUUCGAUUGUUUCCUCGACGAGUACCACGACGAGAAGUAUCUCCAAACUCUAACAGAUCUAGAUUUAAGGGCACAGGUGGAGGGUUGCUUCUUCUUUUCUUGUAUCUGGGCGUUGGGCGGCACGUUGAUGGUGGACUCCCGUGAAUGCUUCAGCGAUCUCUUUAGAGCAUUAACAGAGAGGGAAUUCCCCGCCGAUGUCAGAGAACGUUUCAAUGUUUCCGAAGAAACCACCGAUCCAUCGAAACCAUACGUAGUAAAUUUACCAAUGACAGGUUUGGUGUUCGAUUAUAAAUACAUCAAAGAAGGUAGAGGCAAAUGGAGACCUUGGAUGGAUGAUCUAAAAGACGUUCCAGUAAUACCAAAAGACAUACCAAUGAAUCAGAUAAUCGUCCCCACGAUCGAAACUGUUCGUUACUUUCAUCUGUUUAAACUGUUAAUUUGUCAUCAAAAACCUAUCCUUUUGGUCGGUCCGACGGGUACCGGGAAAUCAGUGUACAUCAUGGAGUUUUUAUUGAAGAAGAACGACCCAGAAAUUUUCAAACCUCUUUUCGUAAUAUUCUCCGCGCAGACUACUGCCAAUCAAACCCAAGAGAUCAUCAUGAACAAAUUGGACAGACGAAAGAAGGGACUAUAUGGAGCUCCGCCAGGAAAGUACUGGGUUGUAUUCGUGGACGAUAUCUCCAUGCCACAGAAGGAAGAGUACGGAGCACAGCCACCUAUAGAGUUGUUGAGGCAAUGGCUGGACCAUUGGACGUGGUACGAUUUGAAGGAAGUGACGCCUAUACAACUGGUGGACGUUCAGCUGGUUUGCGCGAUGGGUCCUCCAUCCAGCGGAUUGGACGUCACGCUACGAUUCAAGAGACACUUCUUUACCCUAGGAAUUUCCGAAUUCUCCGAUGACGUUCUCAACACCAUCUUCUCCACCAUCGUGGCAUGGCACUUUACGAACAAGGAAUUUCCGGACUACUACUUUCCUAGUGUCGACUACAUCGUGAGCGGAACCUUGGAUGUUUAUAAAGAAACUAGAGUGUAUCUUCUACCGACACCAGCCAAAUGCCAUUACUUGUUCAACUUACGAGAUUUUUCCAGAGUGAUUCAAGGAGUGCUACUGUGUACGCCUGAAAGUGUCACUAAACCUGCGAGUUUAAAGCGUCUCUGGGUACACGAAGUGUUGCGCGUUUAUGGUGAUCGGUUGGUAGACGACCAUGAUAUUAAGUGGCUCGUCGAGCAGAUACGAAGGACCAUGUUAGAAUAUAUGGAUGACAAUCUGGACCACCUGUUUCAAGAUUUACUUACUGCUAGAUCUGGCACAGUGACAGAAGUAGAGCUUCGAAAUCUAAUUUAUUGUGACUUCUACGAUACAUUGGCGGAUAAAAAGCUAUAUUCCGAAGUGGAGGAUUUAGACCACUUGGCAAUCGUAGCUGAAGAAUAUCUAGCUGAAUAUAAUUCCAUUUCGAGGACACCGAUGAAUCUCGUUCUUUUCAGGUUUUACUCGGUUGCGUAUAUUUUAAGUGAAAAACGAUGAAAACUGAGGAGCUUUCUGAAAAAAGGAUUCGCCGUAGAACAUCUAUCAAAGAUCUGUCGCAUAAUGAUGCAGCCUCGAAGUCACGCGUUAUUAAUCGGAGUGGGCGGUUCGGGGCGCCAAUCGUUAACGAAAUUAGCAGCUCACAUCUCGGACUACGAAUUGUUUCAAGUGGAAAUGUCUCAACAGUAUGGUCUAUACGAAUGGCACGAAGACGUAAAAGAUAUUCUAAAAAAGAGCGCAGCCAGCGAUCUGCACACAGCUUUCCUGUUUUUGGAUACACAAAUUAAAGAAGAGACCUUUCUGGAAGACAUUAGCAAUCUUUUAAAUUCCGGAGAGGUUCCUAACAUAUUUGCACCUGAUGAGAUAUCCGAUAUUUGCGAGAAGAUGCGAGUGAUCGAUCGUCAGAGAGACAGAUCCUUGCAGACAGACGGCAGCCCCGUGGCUUUGUUCAAUUUCUUCGUACAAACUGUUCGCGAACACUUGCAUAUCGUGGUCACCAUGUCGCCUAUUGGUGACAAUUUUCGUAUCAGAAUUCGAAAAUUUCCGGCAUUGGUGAAUUGUUGCACGAUAGAUUGGCUGCAACCUUGGCCUGAGGACGCAUUGCUCGCUGUGGCGACUAAAUUCUUGGGCGAAAUCGAUCUAACGGAGAAGGAACGUGACGCCUGCAUCGAGAUGUGCCAAUUCUUUCAUAUGUCCACGCAGGAGUUGACAAAGGAAUUCCUGAGGAAGUCAAAGAGGUACAACUACGUUACGCCUACCUCGUACCUGGAGCUCAUCAACACUUUCAAGGACCUGCUCGCAAAAAAAAGGAAGGAAGCGCUCGAUGGGAAAAAAAGGUACGAAGCUGGCUUGGAAAAGUUGGACAGUACUCACAGGCAAGUGGAGAAGAUGCAAGAGAUUUUAGUCGCGCUGCAACCGAAGCUCCUUGUCGCCGCUAAGGACGUGGAGGCCAUGUUUCUCGACGUUCAAAGGGAAAGCGAGGAGGUAGCUGCCAUGGAGCAAGUCGUCAAGAGGGACGAAGAGGCUGCCAUGGUCGUCGCGAACGAAGCGAGUGCCAUUCGCGCAGAAUGCGACGCCGAUCUGCAAGAAGUGAUGCCGAUAUUAAACGCGGCGAACGAUGCCUUGAACACUCUGACUCCUCAGGAUAUUCAAAUCGUGCGAUCCAUGAAACGACCGCCAGCCGGUGUUCGAUUGGUGAUGGAAGCAGUUUGCAUUUUAAAGGACGUGAAAUCGGAGAAGGUUAAGACUCCAGAUGGAGUUAUAGAUGAUUAUUGGAGGCCAUCUCUUCGCAUAUUGAGCGACAUGAAAUUCCUCGAAUCCUUAUUAACGUUCGAUAAGGACAACAUUCCAGAAAGGAUCAUGACGAAGAUCCGCACCACCAUCUUAACAAAUCCAAACUUCGAUCCAGAACGGAUCAGACAAGUUUCUACCGCCUGUGAAGGUCUUUGUAGAUGGGUCUUCGCUCUGUCAGAGUACGACAAGGUGGCGAAGAUCGUGGCGCCGAAGAAGCAAGCAUUGGCCUUGGCGGAGGCCGAUUACAAUGAGGCCAUGAGGCAAUUGAACUUGAAGAGAAGUCAGCUCCAAGAAGUGCGUGACAGGCUAGCGAAGCUGGAGGAGCUGUUGGCUGAACGAAGAGCGGAGUACCAGGCGAUGACGGACGAAGUGAACGAGUGCGAGGCAAGAUUAAGGAGAGCCAGGGAGUUGAUUGGCGGCUUAGGGGGAGAGUACACCAGAUGGUCCGAUACUGCGAAGGAACUAGGCGAGCGUUAUUACAAGCUGACGGGAGACAUUCUCAUCGGCUCCGGGAUCGUGGCCUAUUUAGGAGUGUUCACCACUCAGUAUAGACAGCAACAAAUCGACAACUGGGUGCAGAUUUGCACCGAUUUGGAAGUAAUUUGUACGAAGGACUAUCAGCUUACUCAGAUUCUAGGUGAUCCUGUGUUGAUACGGUCGUGGAAUAUUUUUGGUUUGCCCAGUGAUUUGUUCUCGAUAGAUAACGCGAUAAUUGUUACGAAUUCUCGACGAUGGCCGCUGAUGAUCGAUCCUCAGGGCCAGGCUAACAAAUGGGUGAAGAAUAUGGAGAAGGAAAAUAAUAUUCAUGUUAUUAGAUUGUCGCAGAGCGAUUAUAUGAGAGUGUUAGAAAAUGCUAUACAGUUUGGACAGCCAGUUUUGUUAGAGAAUGUGGGCGAAGAGCUUGAUGCUGCCUUGGAACCGCUCUUGAUGAAACAAACAUUUAGGUCUGGUGGCGCGGAAUGUAUCAAGGUCGGGGAUUCCGUCAUCGAAUACUCUGCCAAUUUCCGAUUUUAUAUUACAACCAAAUUACGCAAUCCUCACUAUUUACCGGAGGUGGCAGUUAAGGUAACGCUACUGAAUUUCAUGAUCACACCGAUAGGCCUGGAAGAUCAGCUUCUCGGUAUUGUGGUAGCCAAAGAAAGGCCAGACUUGGAGUCUGAGAAGAAUCAGCUAAUCGUCCAAGGAGCCGCCAACAAGAAGAAACUGAAGGAGAUCGAAGACGAAAUUCUGGAGGUUCUGUCGACAGCAGAAGGAAAUAUUCUCGAGGAUGAAACAGCGAUUAGUGUACUUAGUUCAUCCAAGACUCUUUCUGAUGAGAUAGUCACGAAACAAACGGCAGCUGAGAUUACGGAAAAGUCUAUCGACGCUGCAAGAUUGGAGUACACGCCCAUAGCUGCUUACAGCACCGUUCUUUUCUUCACGAUUGCUGUCCUAGCGAAUAUUGAUCCGAUGUAUCAAUACUCUCUGGCCUGGUUCGUGAAUCUGUUCAAUAGCACGAUCGACAACACGGAACGGGUCGAAGACAUUCAGCAACGACUGAAGGACCUCACGAAGCACUUCACCUACUCACUUUACGUGAACAUAUGUCGGUCGUUGUUCGAGAAGGACAAGCUUUUAUUCUCGCUGCUGCUUUCGGUGAACCUGCUGAAUAAGCAGGGACGACUCUCGAUGCCCCAAUGGAUGUUUCUGUUGACCGGCGGCGUUGGCCUUGAGAAUCCUUUCGCAAAUCCCACGAAAUGGCUACCCUCGAAAUCCUGGGACGAGUUGUGUCGUUUGAAUAAUAUUCCAGGGUUUAUGGGAUUUCAACAUGCAUUCGAGACAACGUUGAAUGAUUGGAAAGCCAUCUUUGAUCAUAUGGAGCCUCACACUUUAACGUUUCCCGCGCCUUAUGAUAAGCUCAACCCUUUCGAGAGAAUGAUCGUGCUGCGAUGUAUGCGUCCUGACAAAGUUGUGCCAGCCGUUCAGAAAUUUGUAGAAGAACAACUGGGACAACAGUACAUCGAGCCGCCGCCCUUCGACCUGGUAUCGUCGUUCGCGGAUUCAUAUUCCUGCAGUCCCCUCAUAUUCGUGUUAACGCCUGGCGCCGAUCCUAUGGCGGUUCUACUGAAAUUCGCCGACGAUCAAGGUUUCGGUACAAACCGAUUGUUCUCCCUCUCUUUGGGUCAAGGACAAGGAGUUAUCGCCGCCCAGCUAAUCGACGAGGGAGUGAAAAAUGGUACCUGGGUGGUUCUGCAGAACUGUCACCUUGCCAAGAGUUUUAUGCCACAUUUGGAAAAGAUUUGUGAAAGCUUCACGCCUGGAACUGUGCAUCCAGAUUUCCGAUUAUGGCUGACAAGUUAUCCAGUGGAUCAUUUUCCAGUUAGCGUCCUUCAGAAUGGUGUGAAAAUGACCAAUGAACCACCGAAAGGACUAAGAGCAAAUAUAAUCAGAUCUUUCUUACAGGACCCAAUAUGCGAUGAGGAAUUCUUCGAGACUUGCAAACAAAACGAGGCUUUCAAGAAGCUACUUUUUUCCCUGUGCUUUUUCCACGCGAUUGUUCAAGAACGCAGGAAAUUUGGGCCGAUCGGUUGGAAUAAUCAAUAUGAGUUCAACGAGACCGAUCUACGGAUCAGUGCGCUGCAAUUGAGAAUCUUCUUGGAUCAGUACGAUGACGUUCAGUUUACGGCCUUGAAAUACUUAACAGGCGAAUGUAAUUAUGGCGGUCGCGUGACAGACGAAUGGGAUAGGAGAACUUUAAAUACGAUUCUUGUGAAGUUUUAUUGUAUGGAAGUCAUUGCACAGAAGGAACACCUAUUCGAUCCUAGUGGUAUAUACUAUGUACCUGAAGCCAGUGAUCAUGACGAAUUUCUUGAAUAUAUUAGAUCUUUUCCAAUGGCCACUGCUCCUAGUGUUUUUGGGAUGAACGACAAUGCGGAUAUCAUUAAGGAUCAGCAGGAGACUGCAUUGAUGUUGUCUUCUUUAUUGGCAACGCAGUCUAUUCAGGAUAUUAAACUGAAGAAGUCGAAGAGAAAGGACACGGGAGAAACGGAAACAGACGUAGGAAAAUCACCCGACGAGAUCGUCUACGGUGUAGCGUCUGAUAUUCUGUCAAAGUUGCCCGACGACUUCGAUCUGGUGGAUGCACUCGAGAUAUAUCCGACGUUAUAUAAUCAAAGCAUGAACACGGUGCUAGUCCAGGAAAUGGGAAGAUUCAACAAGCUUCUGCAAACGAUCAGGAAUAGCCUCAUAAAUGUUCAGAAGGCGAUCAAAGGUCUGGUGAUCAUGAACCCGGACCUCGAGGAGGUCUACGUAUCGAUAAUUACUGGAAAGAUAUCGAAGAUGUGGAUGAGGAACUCUUAUCCGUCGUUGAAACCGCUAGGCAGUUAUAUACAGGAUUUCUUGAAGAGGCUCGCUUUUCUUCAGUUGUGGUACGAUGAAGGACCACCGACAACCUUCUGGAUCUCUGGUUUCUACUUCACACAGGCGUUUCUCACCGGCGCACAACAGAACUACGCGAGGAAAUAUUCGAUACCGAUAGAUUUGCUCGUCUACGACUUUGUCCCUUUGAAGGAAACUGUUUUCCCUGAACCACCAACCGAUGGUGUUUAUAUUUACGGUCUAUUCCUCGAUGGAGCUCGUUUCAACAGGAGCACGAUGAAACUUGACGAAUCAUUGCCGAAAAUUUUGUACGACGUCGUUCCCUACAUUUGGCUGAUACCGAUGAAGAAGGAAGAUGUGAAGGAAAGAUACACAUAUACCUGUCCAGUGUACAAAACCACGGAGAGAAAAGGUGUUCUGUCGACAACUGGCCACUCGACGAACUUCGUAAUCGCCAUAUGGCUCCCGACGGACCAUCCACCGGAGCAUUGGAUUCUGCGUGGCGUAGCCAUGAUCUGCCAAUUGUCCGAUUAAACCUAUCGUCCCAUUCGAAUAACGAUUAUACUAUCCUCCGUUUAUGUAUCAUGCAGCCGUAUAUCUCGUCGCCCAUCGGCAUACUUGUCCUUAUCGAUGAUAUAAUUGAAUUUGGUGUUCAAUUCCGACGAAGCGAUCAGAAGCAUCGUACGUUAAUUCGAUUCUCGAAGAGAGCCCGUUG
This is a messenger RNA of Bombus pyrosoma, 10162 nucleotides long. It is a transcript of the gene Dhc36C, whose product is annotated as dynein axonemal heavy chain 7. Gene Ontology annotation, biological process: microtubule-based movement. Gene Ontology annotation, cellular component: dynein complex. Gene Ontology annotation, molecular function: minus-end-directed microtubule motor activity; ATP hydrolysis activity; ATP binding. The transcript is spliced from 29 exons. The record is from RefSeq and is a predicted model, not a curated record. Lineage: Eukaryota; Metazoa; Arthropoda; Insecta; Hymenoptera; Apidae.